GAUAUAUUCUUCCUAUGAAGUUCUUAUCCCAAAUGAUGAUGCUUUAAACAACUCGUAGUUGAUAUGGUCGGGAUUUAUACCUUGUUACACUACCUGUCCAAAAACGCACUGAUCCACACCUCAAAACCAUUUUGUAUAACUUUAGUUAUUGAGCUUUCAAGUUUGGUAUUUUCGGUACAUUCGACGAACGACGUCAAAUCCACCUGAAAUCGUCGAGAAGAUGUCAUUUUACUUGAACUAAAUAUACUCACUGUCUGUCCGAUGCAAUGUUGAACUCUUUGUGAAAUGGAGAAGCACCGAAUACGCCUGCAAUUUGAUUGGUCGAAAGGUUUUUUUCGAUAAUUUCAUUGGCUACUAUAACUACUUUGGUUCGUCGGUUACUUCGUCGAUUUUGCUUCGUCGAUUCGAUUGGCAGCCCCAGUCUAAUGUGAAAUCGAAUUACCAAUAUCUUGCCAUUUGGCAAUCCACCAUGUUACGAGCCCUUGAUCGUGUCACAUUGCAUAUAAGUGCGUUGCUGUGGUCUUGUUUAUAAGUUGCACCAGUUUCAUGCAACUUACAAAUGUAUGUCGCAAUUUCAGAUCUUGGGGCAAGCGUACUUAACCGAAUUCCAAUUCCUGUAGUAGUACUUGAGAGUCUGUAAGCUUGGUCAACACUUCAACCGUCGUACUUAAUGAGAACGAAAUCCUUGAGCAGCGAUAAGAGUUUGUACACUUCAACAAUCAUCGAACUCCGCAGACCCGGCAAGCACAUGAGCGCCUCGUUCUUGAUCCACCGAUACGACGACGCUGAAGAACUCAAUCCAUUCCUCACUGUCACCGUGUGCGAAGAGGACAAGCUGCCGCCGAUGAAAGGUAAAAGCCCCGUCGUCAUCAAGCUGCGGCUCCUGCAUGUGAACUGGCAGCAUGGCAAGCAACUGUUUGUGAACGCCCUCGUCGUCGUUUGCCUUGUUUGCAUUGGUAUCAUUCCACUCGUGUCUUGGCCCCGACAACACAGCUCGCUGCAGUUCUCAAGGAAGGAGUUGCAAAUGUCGAACGACCAUGCGGUCCAGGACGAUCUAUCGCAAUUUCGACAUUUUCAGGCAACCAACAACAAUCAAAGACGUCAUCGAGGCCACAUCUCGUCAAGCAGCGGGCUUCAUGCAAUCGCAGCGGACAAGGUCAAAGGGCCACGGGCAUGGCGUCCCGUCGAACAAGCGACUCGUGCACCCGAAGUCCAGGCCAACGACUCCGACAAUGAAAACCUGCCGGUAGAUCAACAUUCCAUGUCCGACGAGUCUCACGUUGAGUCAACGCCACCAGAGGAAACAAACGAUGGAGCCAUCGAUCCUUCCAGCAAUUCCGCCGGAAUUGUGCGAGAGCGCAAUGAGUAGAGAAUUGGUUAACAAGGAAUAUUUACGUUACUAUAGUCCUCGGCGGCAGGAUGAAAUCGAA
This is a messenger RNA of Aphanomyces astaci, 1430 nucleotides long. RefSeq lists its product as hypothetical. The transcript has a single exon. The coding region runs from base 671 to 1369 and encodes 232 amino acids. The record is from RefSeq and is a predicted model, not a curated record. NCBI's taxonomy places the organism in Eukaryota, Oomycota, Saprolegniomycetes, Saprolegniales, Verrucalvaceae.